Molecule: messenger RNA, 723 nt
Organism: Acipenser ruthenus (sterlet)
Lineage: Eukaryota; Metazoa; Chordata; Actinopteri; Acipenseriformes; Acipenseridae
Product: tubby protein homolog
Biological process (GO): protein localization to cilium
Cellular component (GO): cilium
Source: RefSeq, a predicted model, not a curated record
GUGUUUCUAAUGGCCGGCAGGAAACGAAAGAAAAGCAAAACAUCGAACUACCUGAUUUCAAUCGACCCGACUGACCUGUCGAGAGACGGAGGGAGUUACAUCGGCAAAGUGAGGUCCAAUGUGAUGGGUACAAAGUUCACGGUUUAUGAUCGAGGUGAGAAUCCAGAGAAGAAACCUUUUGUUAAAGAGAGUGAGACGAUCCGACAAGAGCUUGCAGCCGUCUGCUACGAGACAAAUGUUCUCGGGUUCCGUGGUCCGAGGAAGAUGAUUGUCAUCAUUCCAGCGAUGGACCUGGAGGAGAGAGUGACCAUCCGGCCCACGAACGAGAUGCAGACUCUGCUGGCUCGUCUCCAGAGUGGGAGCUGUGAGAAUCUGAUCCAGCUGCAGAACAAACCUCCCGUCUGGAAUGAGGAGACGCAGUCCUACAUACUGAACUUCCAUGGGAGAGUGAGCGAGCCGUCCAUCAAGAACUUCCAACUGAUACACAGAGAGGAGCCUGAAUACAUUGUGAUGCAGUUCGGACGCGUUGCUGAAGACGUGUUCACCAUGGACUACAGCUUCCCUAUGUGUGCACUGCAGGCUUUCAGCAUCACUCUGAGCAGCUUCGACAGCAAGAUAGCCUGCGAAUAAACAACCCUAAUCUCCCUCUCCUCCCAUCCCCUCGUCUCCCCUCAUCCCCUCUCCUCCCCUCCAAUCCCCUCCCCUCAUCCUCCCCCCUCCCCU